UAUACACGAAUGAGACUAACUUUAAAGAGAAUCGUGUGGGCUUUUUAUUAAGAAUUGAUAGUGGUCAUCAACAAACAAUAAAACUACAGGAAAAAUGUGAUGUACAAAAGUCAGAGACUCCUUUCACGCCUAAAUCAUCUAGAUUACUUAAAUCACCUAAAUCGAAAUGUCAAAUAGAACAAGAGUUCCUAACAAUACAGGCGCGUGCUUUGAGUCAACUAAGAUCUGCUCUUAAAAAAGCCUUAGAAAGAUUUAUUAAAAAGCCACCAAAGUUUCAAAAUAAAGAUGAUCACAUGAUUCUUGUUCAUGUGAGAUCUUAUUUUGAAAGAGCAAUUAAAAAUCUUCAUGGCCAUUUUUAUGAGUACAGUUCUCCCAAAGCCUCGCAUGUAUUUGGAGGAGUUCCAACC
Racocetra persica is the source of this 407-nucleotide messenger RNA. The record is from the annotation of a GenBank genome assembly. NCBI's taxonomy places the organism in Eukaryota, Fungi, Glomeromycota, Glomeromycetes, Diversisporales, Gigasporaceae.